Molecule: messenger RNA, 6872 nt
Organism: Corvus hawaiiensis (hawaiian crow)
Lineage: Eukaryota; Metazoa; Chordata; Aves; Passeriformes; Corvidae
Gene: SLC6A17
Product: solute carrier family 6 member 17
Exons: 12
Coding region: 615-2798 (727 amino acids)
Biological process (GO): sodium ion transmembrane transport; L-leucine transport; alanine transport
Cellular component (GO): synaptic vesicle; plasma membrane
Source: RefSeq, a predicted model, not a curated record
UGCGUCAGGGGCUGCGUGGCCCUUCGCGUUGAUUUUUUUUUUUUUUUUUUCUUAAUUUAUUUUUUUUAAAUCGCUUUUCCUUUCUUUCUGUAUUUCCCGGGAGCCGAGCGGAGUUACCUCCCUCCGGCGAAGGCGAGCGGGGCCGGGCGAGCCCAGCGCGCAUCCACCGGGCGGUGGCGGGGCGAGGCGGGGGGGGACCCGGAGCGGAGCCACCGGUACCUCGGAGCUUCACGGCAGCGCCGUGCGGAGCCGCUCCCGGUCACCGCUCGCCUUUCCCGGUCACUGCCGCUCCCGUUUGCCCGGCUCCCCGCUGCACCGGCAGCCUCGCACCGGCCCCGCCGCCGCCCGGACUCGCCAUUCCCCCCCCCUCACCGGAGCGGGGGGAACCUGGGUGAUUUCUACCGGGAAUUUGCGCCGUUUCCUCCGGGACCGGGCCAGUUUCUCCUGGAAUCGGGUCGGUUUCAUCCUGCCAGGGAGCCGCCGCAGCGCCGAGGUCCUGCUGAUGAAGAGGAGGUGAGGCCCGAGCUGUAGCUCACACCCGUGCUGCUCCCUGUGGGACAUUCAUCCUCUUCCCUCCUCCCAUCCUGCCCCCGGGGCCGCCUGGAGCCGUCCCGAUGCCGAAGAACAGCAAGGUGACGCAGCGGGAGCACAGCAGCGAGCAUGUCACCGAGUCGGUGGCCGACCUGCUGGCCCACCAGGAGCCCGUGGACUACAAACGCAGCGUCCUUAACGUGACGGGGGAGACCUGGGACAAGCAGAAGGAGGGAGAUGAGGACCUGGACGCGGAGAACCGGCCGGCGUGGAACAGCAAGCUGCAGUACAUCCUGGCGCAAAUUGGCUACUCCGUGGGGCUGGGAAACGUCUGGCGCUUCCCCUACCUCUGCCAGAAGAACGGAGGAGGUGCAUACCUGGUCCCAUACCUGGUCCUGCUCAUCAUCAUCGGGCUGCCCCUGUUCUUCCUGGAGCUGGCAGUGGGGCAGCGGAUCCGCCGGGGCAGCAUCGGCGUCUGGAAUUACAUCUGUCCCCGCCUGGGAGGCAUCGGCUACGCCAGCUGCCUCGUCUGUUUCUUUGUUGGUCUCUACUACAAUGUCAUCAUCGGCUGGAGCAUCUUUUACUUCUUCAAGUCCUUCCAGUACCCCCUGCCCUGGAGCGAGUGCCCCAUCGUGAAGAACGGCUCGGUGGCCGUUGUGGAGACUGAAUGCGAGAGGAGCUCAGCCACCACCUACUUCUGGUACCGGGAGACCCUGGACAUCUCCAACUCCAUCUCUGAGAGCGGGGGGCUGAACUGGAAGAUGACCCUGUGUCUGCUGGUGGCCUGGAGCCUUGUUGGCCUGGCCAUGAUCAAAGGCAUCCAGUCCUCAGGGAAGGUGAUGUACUUCAGCUCCCUCUUCCCAUACGUGGUGCUCGUUUGCUUCCUGGUGCGGGGACUGCUGCUGCGUGGGGCAGUGGAUGGGAUCAUGCACAUGUUCACGCCCAAGCUGGACAAGAUGCUGGACCCCCAGGUGUGGCGUGAAGCAGCCACACAGGUUUUCUUCGCCUUGGGCCUGGGUUUCGGGGGGGUCAUUGCCUUCUCCAGCUACAACAAGCAGGACAACAACUGCCACUUCGAUGCCACCCUUGUCUCCUUCAUCAACUUCUUCACGUCUGUGCUGGCCACCCUGGUUGUGUUUGCUGUGCUGGGCUUCAAGGCCAACAUCAUGAAUGAGAAAUGUGUGGUGGAGAACGCUGAGAAGAUCUUGGGCUACCUGAACACCAACGUGCUGAGCCACGACCUCAUCCCACCCCACGUGAACUUCUCCCACCUCACCGCCAAAGACUACAACGAGAUGUACCGGGUGAUCAUGACGGUGAAGGAGGGGCACUUCAAAGAGCUGGGCCUGGAUGCCUGCCUGCUGGAGGACGAACUCAACAAGUCGGUGCAAGGGACUGGGCUGGCCUUCAUCGCCUUCACAGAAGCCAUGACCCACUUCCCAGCCUCGCCCUUUUGGUCCGUCAUGUUCUUCUUGAUGCUGAUCAACCUGGGCUUGGGGAGCAUGAUCGGGACCAUGUCAGGCAUCACCACGCCCAUCAUCGACACCUUCAAGGUGCGGAAGGAAGUGUUCACAGUCGGUUGCUGCAUCUUCGCCUUCGUGGUGGGGCUGAUCUUUGUGCAGCGUUCUGGAAAUUACUUUGUCACCAUGUUUGACGAUUACUCGGCCACGUUGCCGCUCACCGUCGUGGUCAUCCUGGAGAACAUCGCUGUGGCCUGGAUUUACGGCACCAAGAAGUUCAUGCAGGAGCUGACAGAAAUGCUGGGUUUCCGGCCCUACCAGUUCUACUACUACGCCUGGAAGUACGUGUCUCCCAUCUGCAUGGCCGUGCUCAUGACCGCCAGCAUCAUCCAGCUGGGAGUCAGCCCGCCAGGAUACAGCGCAUGGAUCAGAGAGGAGGCUGCUGAAAAGUUCCUGUUCUACCCAACUUGGGCCAUGGCCAUCCUCAUCUCCCUGAUCAUCCUGGCAUCCCUCCCUCUGCCUCUGGUCUUCAUCCUCCGGCAGUUCCACCUCGUGUCGGAUGGCUCCAACGCUCUCUCUGUCACCUACAAGAAGGGGCGGAUGAUGAAGGACAUCUCCAACCUGGAAGACAACGAUGAGACCCGCUUCAUCCUGAGCAAAGUGCCCAGCGAGACCCCGUCCCCCAUGCCCACACACCGCUCCUACCUGGGCCCCGGGAGCAACUCCCCCAUGGAAAUGAGCAGUGCUCCCAACGGACGAUACGGGAGCGGGUACCUCCUGGCCAGCACCCCUGAGUCUGAACUGUGAUGGUUGCCUGCCAACCACCCCCACCGGGAGAGGAGGGCACUGGGGAGUGGAUCCUGGCUGUCCAGGCAACAGGAAAAUUAAUUACUAAGGAAGAUGAAGAAGAAACCCCUCUUAAAACCGUAAGCAAAGCAGCCAUUUCUGAGAUGACGUCGGGAAGAAGGGAUUGCAGGAGGGGCAGGACUCCUCUGACAACCCUCGGUGGAAAGGCAGGACCCCUGGACUCAUCUCCGGGGAAGGGAGGAGGAGUAAGAGGCGCUGCAAUACCUUUCCAAGAGUUGUUCUCAUGCAGCUCAAAUCUGAAGCAAAGAAUCUCUCUUUUCUAAGCAGCUGAUGGUUGGAACAAGGACCUGGCAGCAGGUGGGAAGCCAAUCAUACUUCCUCCUGUCACCCAGUGCUCUUCCCUCCCUGUCUGUUGUCCUUUAGCCGGGAGGAGUCAUGGCCUUAUUCCAACGAGCACAAUUAACCAUCGAUGUUCAUAGCACAAAAAGGUGCUGUUGUUGUCACCAUCGUUGUUGUUGUUGUUGUAUCUCCUGUAGGUUUUUAUAGCUGUGGACACACCCAAAUAACCCCCCAAAUUCUGGCCAGGGUUGGCAGGGAGCAGUGUGGGGCCAGCUGAGAUAUUGGGGUGGGUAAGAGAGGGCAUGGGGCAUCCCUGGAAUCUUUAUUGCCACCAGCAUAGGGAUGGUGGCUGGGAGUUGCUUGGGGGCAUGGAGAUGUCACAGCCAUGGGAUGGACCGGCUGGGAUGCUCCGUGGGCUGGUGGCGAUCGUGCUGAGUGGCAGGAGGACCCCUGAAGUGACAGUGGUUUGGAUGUGUGAGCCUGUGUGUGGUCUGGACGGGGUGAGCGUGCUGGGGGUCACGAGCGCUCUCCUGGAAUUACUCCUGACGUGUGGGAUGCUCUGCUGAUCCAAAAUCCCUGGCACGGUGAUCAUCUCCUCUCACUCCUCUCUUUAGAUGUCCCCGAAGGACAAGCAGAGGAGCUGUGGGACAUCCAGUCCUACCACACUCCUGGUUUAGCUCUCAGGAAACCACCCCCUGACCGCCCUCCCUUGCCCCGCUGAGCUGCGCAGUGAUUCUCUCUGGACGUGCCUCCUCAUUUCUCCUCGUGUCCCAUCCAAGCCAGGGGUUUGGCAUUGCCUCCUGUCACACCCCACAGGAGCUCACCAGCCUUUGGGUGGGGGUGACCAGCUCCUGGGGACCACAGGCACCCAAGGAGCAGCAGCUCUUGGGAGCCAGUGCCAGGUGCCAGGUCCCCAGUAGCUCUUGAUCCAGGCUGGGGAGCCCUUGGGAGAGUCCAGGGGCCUCUCUCGUGCCCAUCCUUGCUUUUGGGGGCUCACAUUGAUGUGACCUUAUGUUGUUUCUCCCCAGGCUGUUUAGGAAAGGGUGGGAUCUCCCAGCUUUGGGUCUUUCCGACCGGGACUGAGGGUCGUUUCCCUGAAUCCUACACGUAACCAAGCACUCUGCCAAGGGUACUGGGAUAACCUGGCAUCAUCCCCCUUUUCCUUGGGGACGGGGAAGCAGCCGCCUCCUUGCACACUCUCUCCCCUCUGUCGCCUCCAAAGGCUGGGGGAGCACCUCAGCCUGGGUCCUGCUGGGCUCAGGUUGUGCAUGAAGAUCUUUCGGGCCGCUCUGAAGGCCGCGUUUGUGGGUGCUGGUUCACGAGUCCUUCUCUCCUCCACUUUCCUGUCGAUUGCUUUUCUUUCACCUUGAUUCUCCUUUUGGUUGGAACUGAAGGCAGAAAGCAGCUGGUCUAUUCACCACACCCCUGAUUCUCAGCAUCCCUGGGGCCAGGAGGUUCCCACAGUGACAUCUCUUGUGGGUGUGAUCCUUUAUUCACAGUCUUCUCCAUGGGCUUGGCUGGUCACCUGGAGACUCUUCCUGGACAAUUAGCUCCAGUCCUUCAUUAACCAUUUUUCUGGGGGGAAAAUGGAGGAAUGGACUGAACCAAAGCAGCUCAGUGAUGGUUCCAAGGGGCACCAGAUCUGCAAGUCAGGAUCAGCCAUGCUCCUCCAGCAGUUCCCCCUUGCUCAUCCCCUCCCGCGUCUUUCUCCUUCCUCUGCCCAUGCAAGAGAGAUGCAGAAAUGUCCCCAUGGAAUCUCUGGAAGGGAGCAGCCCAAAUCCAGUGGCAUUUCCCCAUCAUUAGGCAACACGUCCCAUCCCAUUUCUCACUGGGUCCAUCCUCACCUGACCAGCAGAACAGAGGAUGAGUCAAACCCUUGCCCAGCAUCACCUCCCCAUGCCCCCGAGCCCAGGGACCAGAUUCCCACCGUAGCUCCCAUGGAGUUAACGGAGCAGGACACCUCCCACAGCCAAAACGCUCAGUCCCAUGUGCUCCCAUGGCACGAUGCUCCUCGAACCCUGGGGGGAAGGAUCCGGCCCUCGGUCUCUCCCACCCCCGUUCCCAAACCAGCCAGGGAGGCACUCGCUUUCCUCUCUUCUCCUCGCAUCAUCAAUGAGAGGCAAAGUCAAUAAGAAGGUAAAAGAAGCUAUAUUAUAUAUAUAUAUAUAUAUAUAUAUAUAUAAAAUAUAUACAGAGAGAGGAGACGGAAUAAUAACCUAGAGAUUCUCUAUUUCUAUUGUAUAUUUAUUCUGUAAAUGUCACUGUAAAUGCUGUUAAAUGACAAAUCGUAUUCCAAAGUGGCCCAUGACCUAUUUUCAUUCCCAGUGCUGUACAGAUCAAUUCUCAUUCUAUAGCAGGGCAUAUUUUUACCUUUUUAUUUCUUGUGCGUGGUGGGUGCACGUCCCCUUCUCCCCCCCAGCCCCAGGGUGUCCAGCUGCCCUGGGGACCCAGCAGGGAGGAGGAGGAGGAGGAGGAGGAGGAGGAGGAGGAGGGACGACACCUUUACUUUUAUCUGUGGAAAUACUGUACUUUGUCGUGGCAUUUGCUCGGUGUUAGACACGGGGUGUUGGGGGGAGUGUGUGUGUGUUAGGUUUUAGGAGAUCCGUGUUGUCGCCGUGGGAGCGUGCGCGUGUUCGUCCGUAGAUGCCGUGCGUGGGGUGUGCGCGUGUCCGUGUGCGUGGGUGGCUUUAGGAUUCACUUCUGGCUGUACUCGCUCACUUUUGGAGCCUGCGUGGGGGUUUCUCCCGCUCGCCGGGGCAGGUUCUCCCUCCACACACCUUCUCGGGGUCCCAGGCUGUGGAUGAGGCCGACCCCCAGUGGCUUUUAGCCCUAGAAAUCACUUCUUUUCCUCUUUUUCUGCACAGAGGCACAGGGAAUAGCUGCUAGUUGUGAGCACAGGCACUUUUCAGUUUUCCUUCAGGCAGUGGGGCAAAGAGCGGGGAACCGCUGCCGAUAUCCCUGUCCCCCACAUCAGCUCCUCGAUGGGUUCCCAGCCCAGAUCCUGCUGCUCAGAGCAGUGUGGUGCCCCUGGCUGCGAGACGAGCAGGUGCUGGGUAGGUCGGGGGAGGUCCAAACCCUGUCCCCUCUCUGGGGGGAGGGUGUUCAGUGGGUCUGGAGAGGGCAGAAAGGAGGUUGCAGGAGGGGCACACCCUGUGGUGCUGGAGCUGCAGGUCCAGCCUGUAGGGCUGGAGUUGGGAUGCUCCGUUCCCCAGGACUCUGCUGCAGGGGCUGGACCUUGACCCCGGUACAAAGCAGAGGUCAAGGCAGGACAGGAGCCGGGUCCCCAGGUGUCCCAGGGCUCCUUCCCCUCAACCCCUCCAAAACAGCCCCUUCCUCACCUCUCAGCUCCCACCCAGACCCCGACAGGUCACAUUAAGCCCCAGCACCUCCCAGGAGCAACUCCCACUGCCUUCUAAUGGCCCCCGCCUCUCCCGAGCGUGGCUCUCGCCGGCAGGAGCGGCGCCGGGUGGCCUUGGUGGCCGGGAGGGACAUGGCACAGCCAUGGGAACACGCAGGAUGCGGCUGCUUCCCCUGGGACAAGCACAACACUGGCGAAACCCUCCUGUACAGGUAAAGCACAGACCUCCUAGUGACGCGUCCCGUGUCCCCUCGUAGCCGCAGUAGUUCCCUCGUGUGCCGGGCGCGGCCGGGCUGCGCCGCCCGGGCUCCUCGGCCAUCGGGAGAAACCCUGUAAGAGCUGUAUCGGAGUCUGAUUAAAAGUCUCUUCUUACCAAA